Molecule: messenger RNA, 1242 nt
Organism: Fusarium venenatum
Lineage: Eukaryota; Fungi; Ascomycota; Sordariomycetes; Hypocreales; Nectriaceae
Source: RefSeq, a predicted model, not a curated record
AUGGACAUUAUCGGGAGGAACAAGAUCCAGCCUUCCCGUAAACAAUCUUACCAGGUUGCUAUAGCUAUCGCCUACAAAUCCCGUCCUACUGAGAUUGUGGAUUCUACGACAGUACUCAACAAAACAUCUUUGGUUGACGAGGCAGUUUGGCUCAGUAACUUCAAUGCGGACUAUAUCUUUGAGAAGAUGGAAGUUGUAACCGAGAAAUAUGGCAUCAUUCUGAUGACAAUAUGUGUCAUUAUCCCCAUCGCUUUUUCCAUGCUUGAGUACUUCCCGCUCUCGCAACCCUUCGUUUCAAGGUUUCGUGCCACAUUUGUCGACCCCCCUCUAUUCGGUAAGAAUCAUGCUGUGCCAGCUCCCUUCUCUAUACUCCCAAUCCGACGGAGACUUUACGAUGCAUUCCUGGCUUCACAUGUUAUCCUCUCUCUUCUUGCCAUGAUUGGCUGCAUAUUGCACAUGUUCUACCGUUAUGAGUGGCAGUGGGGAUACCAAACGUGGGUUUGGAUCGCUUUUGUAUUCUGGAUUUUUGAUCGUUUCCUGGCUAGACCACUUCGAUUGAUGCGAAACGGUGUUCAACAAGCUCAAAUUACGCUCAUCGACGACGAUUAUCUUCAAGUUACAGUUUCUCGUAUCAGGGUCAAGGGUCACGUCUAUGUCUACUUUCCCUCUCUGACAAGGGAGGCUGAUUUCGCAGGCUUGGUAAUCUUUGUUCGUCGUCACGGCGGACUGGCAUCUCUACUGGCAGCUUCAAAUUCGGAUUCUGGUAUACCUGUCAUUAUUGAGGGUUCAUACGGCGGUCACGUAUCUAUUAUUCCAAAUUCUCUCCCAGAACCGAGUAUCGAGUACCCAAAUAUCAUCUUUAUGGCUGGAGGUGUUGGUAUCUCAGGUGUGCUGCCAUGUCUCGAUAAUCCGCCAAGCUUAACGAAUCUGGAGGGCAAAAGAAAACUUCUGUGGGGAGUGAGGACCGAACCUCUCGUUGAGACAGUUCGUAAUGUUGUUCACAGAGUUACCGAAGAUGCGGAUGGCAGAGAAAUUUGGAACGAUUUCGAGGUAGCUAUUACUGUUGCAAAGCGUUUCGACAUCGAUACCACGCUGCAGAAAGAAUUCUGUGGUGUUAUUGGAGGAACAAAAGUAGUCGUUUGUGGUCCUUCAGGAAUGGCAGAUAAUGUCAGGAUUUCUGCCGCAAGGCUUGGGAAGCAAGGGUUCGUCGUCAAACUGAUGGAGGAGAGCUUUGCAUGGUGA